ACAAAGAUUAUCUGAUGGAAGUUCAGGCAUUACCUUCCAUGAACUGCUUCAGACUGAGGCGUGGCUGUCCAUAAAAAGGAGCUGCAGGUGACCGCUGCAUCUGUGUAUCUGCUCUCCAGCUCACAGGUUUGACGUUUUGAAAUGUUUAGACACGGCCAAGGAGGACACUGUCCUCAAGGAGGCCAUGGCCAUGGACAUAGUGAUGGCCAUGGACACGGUGGCCAUGGACAUGGUGGCCAUGGACAUGGCGGAGGCCACGGCCACGGGCAUUGCCAUGGACAUGGACAUGGACCCAAACGCAAGCACAAGCACAAGCGUGGCCACAAGCAUGCUAAGUGCCACAAGAAGGGGAAGGACUCUCAUGGGUCCUCCAGCAGCUCCUGCAGCAGUGACUCUGACUAGAUGAAGAUUUCUUCAUGAAACAGGCUGUCACCUGGAAACCUUCCUCCUCUUAGCUUAUACCUUAACCUGUUUAUUUUAUCACCUAAUGACUCAAACUAUAUUUGGACUAAGACACAAGCUUUUGACAGAACAUAUGUACAGCACAUUCUGGUCUGGUAUAAAUAUCUGAUGGAAUAAAUUUCACAAAGUGAAAGCAAAGAUGGCUGGAUUCUCUCUACGCAGCUUCAGCCGUUCUCUCUUCUUACCAAUGGGACAUUUCAGGUUUUUUUCCUUUUAAGUCAUGGCACUGUCCUAUGGUAAAUGGGCAUGAAACAACUUUUGUGAAGAAUUCUUAAGUGAUUAUGACAAAUUUCAAAUGAUGUUGACUGAGGUUUUGCUUGCAGAAAAAUUAAAGAAUCCUGGGCAACA
Molecule: messenger RNA, 810 nt
Organism: Toxotes jaculatrix (banded archerfish)
Lineage: Eukaryota; Metazoa; Chordata; Actinopteri; Toxotidae
Product: zinc transporter 7-like
Exons: 4
Coding region: 142-402 (86 amino acids)
Source: RefSeq, a predicted model, not a curated record